UAUAUAUAGUGACUGGUGCGGGUCCGGUAUGAUCGUACUCAGCCAGCGACCGUCGAUCGGGCAACAACAGCGAGCAACAGUGUUCCGUGCGUUGAGCAUUCCUACGACAAAAACAAGGUCUAUCAGUGAGAAGUGAUCAAGAAAAGAUAGAGCAUCAGGUGUGAAGAUCGUUGUCAAACAUGGCGAAAACGAGUACGACCAUUUUGUUCCAGUGUUGUCUGGUGUUGCUGCUACCAUCUUACUACAGUGUGUUUGCCAAAAAGGAGGACAACAAACCAGAAGAGAGCCUGUUCGAGCAGGAUCUAGGUGAUCAGUUCAAAAUCGACGCCUCCACGCAAGGUCUGCAAAAGGUAAAUCUUCGGUGCGGUGCCGACUCGAUGCGCAUCGAGCUGAAGACGGAGGAAGACUUCCAGGGCGUAAUGUACACGCGCGGCAGCUACUACAAGCAAACGAAACCGUGCUUCGUCAAACCGGAGCGGGCGGGCCGCACGCUGGAGAUGAAGUUUAACCUCGACCAGUGCCAGACGGUGAACAAUGGUGAGGUGUACUCGAACAUUGUCGUCGUGCAGCACGAUCCGGACAUCGUUACGCCCGGUGAUGCCGCGUUCGCGGUCGAAUGUGACUUCCGGAAGCCGCGCGGUGUAACGGUUAGCUCGGAGAUCCAGGCCCGGGAUAGUGAGGAGGACACGACACCAUCGUCACGCAUUACACUCACCAGUCCGGAUCCGUCGGCAAAUACACAAACACCGAACGAACACAACUCGGUGCACAGUGCGUCCGGCACGGUAACGUUUGUGCCGAGCCGGUUCCGGAAUGCGUCCCACCAGCUACCGGAACAGCGUGUUCGCGGGACAGUCGAGUCGGUCGAAAUUCCACUGCACAAAACACACCAGCAACAAGCACCACAAACCCAAGCGGAAGAUCACGAUGAGUUGUGAUGUGUGUUUAGGGGGGGAUAAGCACACAUACAAUGGUGGAGAAUAAUUUAUUAAACUAAAGCUACUUUCUCUCUCUCUAAAACCUAGACUAACCCUAAGCAUCCCUCAAGAGUUGUAGAGAUUCCAUUCUAACCCUGUGUCCUCAUGUCUCCCCAUUUACCCGCAGCCUUGAAACGGCGAAAGCUAACGCAACCGCUUCCUAUCCGCCCAGCGAAUAAACCGCCCCAGUCGGAUCUCCAUCCCAUAUACUAACAACAGCAGCUGUAAGAACGGUUCCCCGUACCACCCGCCGUAAAAAGUUCCUUCCUCGGACAACCGAUCCUAACCAUCCUUAAUAGCCUUUAGAAAGACCCGAUAUAGAGACUGGGCCGAGACUUGUUGACACACCGGUCGCUACCAAACUUCCAAACGUCGUCACUGUUCUAAGUGACCGAGAGAUGGGGUAGGCAAGGUGUUUGCAAUGGACAAUAAAAUGUGUUUAAAAGAAUAUUAAUUUGAUUAGGGCUUUUGUAUCAAUACUUUGUGAAAGAAAGAGGAUUCUUUUUUUGGAAAUAAAGGUUUCAAAUUAAUUUGUACCACUUACCUCGUGUACCCCGCCCUUUGCAUCUGCCGUGCUCCUUUCAUCGUCCUGCUUAUCAUCAUGUUUGAAUUUCAUACCCAGGUUCAACACUUGCAUGUAUUUACAUGAGGCUAUCAUCGUUUGUUUUUUUUGUGUGAUUUUUAGUUUAAUUUUUGUUUUAUCGCGAUUUAACGUUCCAUUUAGGUUUUUUUGUUUGUUUAAUCAUCUUAGCGAAACAACGUAACUUUCUUGGUUUUGUUUGUAAGCUAUACACACACACACACACGUACGUACACCCCCGUCGUCAUCCCCAUGGGCCAUGGGAAAAUUCGCACCGGCGGCAGGUGCUGCUCACAGGCAAAACUUCUACUGCUUCCGAGUUCUUAUUCUUCUUUUUUUAUACAUAAAGCACACAACUUAACCGAUCGACACGGUUUGCGCUGCUCUCCAAGCUGGAAAACAAGCGGCUUCGUAAGGUACACUAGAGCGGCCCAUCUCUCAUCUCAUCUCAAAUCGGUGGAAAGUUAAGCGCGCGUUAAGUGAAGAAAUUCCACCAAAUAUCAGUAUCACCAAAUUUACGUUAUGCCGUGCUCUCCCCUGCUCCGUUGUGUGUGUGUGUGUUGCUACUAAAUGGGGAAACAUCAUUGCUGUCGCCUUGUCCUUGCCCCUUUCGAUUGUUCCGAUUCGUUUGAACGCGCGCCGAGCAGCACACGUGUGUUGCUUCUUCGUCUCUGUAAAUAGAGCCGAAACUAGAUCAAUAUAGUAAUUUAAACGAACAAAAAACGAACGAACAAAACAAAACCUAGAUAAUUGCGCAAACACGCAUCUACCAUAAAUUGCCUGGUGUGUUCCAAGGGGAACUUCCCACCCAAUUAUUAUUUGCAUUCGGAAGCUAGCGCCCAAUUUGCUCAAAACGGAUCCAUCCAACCAUUAUUGCCGAUCAGGGCGUCACAUCUGAUGAUCAUCUCAUUGCUGUGUAGUAGAGUGCGCGCGCAUUAUAGAAACUAAUCUUGUGUGUAUAUAGGGCUAGCUUCUCUAUAGUAUUUUUUCCGGCCGCAUUCUUUCCACAAUUCUUUUCUCCUUUCUCUAGAUAAACCUAUCUA
Messenger RNA from Anopheles stephensi (Asian malaria mosquito), 2600 nucleotides. RefSeq lists its product as uncharacterized. The transcript has 3 exons. The coding region runs from base 180 to 938 and encodes 252 amino acids. Lineage: Eukaryota; Metazoa; Arthropoda; Insecta; Diptera; Culicidae. The record is from RefSeq and is a predicted model, not a curated record.